AUGUCUUCACAUCUGAUCCGCCACUUGCAACACCUGAAGGAGAAGGAAUUAUUUUGCGAUUUUGAUUUUAUCUUGCAAAAUUCUCUUCAUCCACAACAAAUUAAAAUUUCAGCACACUCGAUUAUUCUAAAGCAAUCGGAAUAUUUUCAACGAUUGCAAUCAAAUUGUUUGAUAAUUAAUUCAGAUGAAAGUAAAUAUGAUGAGUGUUUGGUGAGGGGAGCCUUGGAAUGUAUUUAUGGUGCAUCACCUCGGGUGAUGGAAUUUCAUAGAGUACUUCCCUUCCUUAUUGAAUUUGAAUUCUUUGGAGUGAUUAGUGAUUGUGUUGAGGCUAUGAGUGGAGAAUUGAAAGUGGAUCGUUCUGAAUGUAAUAAUAAUGAGAUUAUUCUCGUAUGGAAAGUGUUGAAAAAGCUUAAAGCAUCGUGUGAAUUAGCUCAGAAUCAUUCUGUUCAAGAUGUGAUGAAAUUGGUGGUGGAAAAGAUUCGUGCAAUUUACUCAAUUAAUAUUCAAAUGAAAGAAUCAUCUAUUGCCUAUCAACAAUUGAAAACAGCUGUGUUACAAUUUAGUGCUGAUGAGUUUUUCGACUUUUUCACUUGCUUUACCAAUGAUCUCUACAUGGGAACUCUCUCUAAAAUCAUGAUUGAGUGGAUUAAAGAAAAUCCAACUGAGAGAACUCAACAAGCAGGUCCAAUAUUGUUGAAAUUGCAAUCCCUAGCUCCCAGAUCAUACAUCCCUCCUCCACCUCCUAUUCCAACGCUCACUCGUGCCAAUGUGCCUCCUCCUCCACUUCCAGUCAACUUGUCAACUCAAACUCAUCGUUAUGGACAUACUCCCUUCAGACCACCAAGUAGCAUGCCACCUCCACCUCCACCUUCAACUUUCGGUACUGGACCACCUCCACCUCCACCUCCUUCAUCCUUUGAUAUAUUUUCAUCUAUAAUGGCUGGUCGUUCAUUGAAAUAA
Messenger RNA from Naegleria gruberi, 960 nucleotides. RefSeq lists its product as uncharacterized. The record is from RefSeq and is a predicted model, not a curated record. The transcript has a single exon. Bases 1 to 960 code for a protein of 319 amino acids. NCBI's taxonomy places the organism in Eukaryota, Heterolobosea, Eutetramitea, Acrasida, Naegleriidae.